Messenger RNA from Dromiciops gliroides (monito del monte), 4932 nucleotides. It is a transcript of the gene GIT2, whose product is annotated as GIT ArfGAP 2. NCBI's taxonomy places the organism in Eukaryota, Metazoa, Chordata, Mammalia, Microbiotheria, Microbiotheriidae. The record is from RefSeq and is a predicted model, not a curated record. Bases 87 to 2372 code for a protein of 761 amino acids. Gene Ontology annotation, biological process: brain development; regulation of ARF protein signal transduction. Gene Ontology annotation, molecular function: GTPase activator activity; protein binding. The transcript has 21 exons.
CGCGGGGCUGCCAGCGCUGCCGGGAGCGGAGCCGUCGGAGCGGAAGCGCCGCCGCCGCCGCCGCCGGGGCGCCCGAGGCGGGAGCCAUGUCGAAGCGGCUGCGGAGCAGCGAGGUGUGCGCCGACUGCAGCGGCCCCGAUCCUUCUUGGGCAUCAGUAAAUAGGGGGAUUUUAAUAUGUGAUGAGUGCUGCAGUGUACACCGGAGCCUGGGUCGUCACAUCUCUCAAGUGAGGCAUCUGAAGCACACGCCAUGGCCUCCCACACUGCUUCAGAUGGUUGAAACUCUGUAUAAUAAUGGUGCUAAUUCUAUCUGGGAACAUUCUUUGCUGGACCCUGCUUCCAUCAUGAGUGGGAGGCGUAAAGCUAAUCCACAGGAUAAAGUACAUCCCAAUAAAGCAGAAUUCAUCAGAGCCAAGUACCAGAUGCUAGCAUUUGUUCAUCGCUUACCUUGCCGUGAUGAUGAUAGUGUUACCGCCAAAGACCUUAGUAAGCAACUCCAUUCGAGUGUGAGGACAGGAAAUCUGGAAACGUGUUUACGGCUGCUGUCUUUGGGAGCCCAGGCCAACUUUUUUCACCCCGAGAAAGGAAACACCCCACUUCACGUUGCUGCCAAAGCGGGCCAGAUUUUACAGGCUGAGUUAUUGGCAGUGUACGGGGCAGAUCCGGGCACACAGGACUCAAGUGGAAAAACCCCCAUUGAUUAUGCGAGACAAGGAGGGCACCGAGAACUGGCAGAACGUCUGGUUGAGGUGCAGUAUGAGCUCACGGACAGACUUGCUUUCUACCUGUGUGGCAGGAGGCCAGAUCACCAAAAUGGACAGCACUUUAUUAUACCUCAGAUGGCUGACAGACAGCUCAGCCUGGAUUUGUCUGAAUUAGCAAAAGCUGCUAAGAAGAAGCUUCAGUCUCUCAGUAACCACUUGUUUGAAGAACUCGCCAUGGAUGUGUAUGAUGAAGUGGACAGGAGAGAGACCGAUGCAGUGUGGCUCGCAACUCAGAACCACAGCACUUUGGUGACCGAAACAACAGCCGUCCCCUUCCUUCCAGUGAAUCCGGAGUAUUCCUCGACAAGAAACCAGGGCAGACAGAAAUUAGCCCGGUUUAAUGCCCACGAGUUUGCUACACUGGUCAUCGACAUUCUGAGUGACGCCAAGAGGAGGCAGCAGGGGAACCCCAGCACUGGAUCAAAAGACAAUGUGGAACUCAUCCUGAAAGCCCUCGGCAGCCAGCCCAGCAUGGAGAGUCAAGAUAACGACCAGCCAGACUAUGACAGCGUCGCCUCCGACGAAGAUCCAGAUUUGGAAACGACGACGAGCAAAGCCAGCAGGCAGAAGAGCCUGGAUUCCGACUUGUCGGACGGACCCGUCCCUAUCCAAGAAUUCAUGGAUGUCAAGAAUGCGCUGGUGGCUUCUGAGGCAAAGAUCCAGCAGCUCAUGAAGGUGAAUAACAGCCUGAGUGACGAGCUGAGAGUGAUGCAGAAAAAGCUUCUGACCCUCCAGAGCGAGAAUUCGACCCUCAGGAGGCAGGCCACCACCCAUCUCUGUCAGGUGCCACCUGGCUCUGAGUACCCAGACCCCUCCAGCCCUUCCUCCUUAAAGCGGCGUCCAUCUGCCCGGGGCAGUAGACCCAUGUCCAUGUACGAGACCGGAUCCGGUCAGAAACCCUACCUCCCCCUGGGGGAAGUCGCCUACCCAGAAGAGAGUGUGGCCAGACUACAGCCUUUCCCCCCACACAUCGGGAGGAGUGCGUUUGUGACCUCCUCUUCAUCUCUGCCUUCCUUCCCCUCCACACUUUCCUGGUCAAGGGAUGAAAGCGCACGAAGGGCCUCCAAGUUGGAGAAGCAGAACAGCAUGCCAGAGAGCGACUACGACAAUACCACCCCCGACUCAGAGCUGGAUGACACAGGGUCCAGCAGAAAGGCCAGACAGCGGAGCGUCAUCUGGCCCUCGGAGGGAGCCAUUCCCGAGGUGGGAGACCCACACAGCGUGUCGAGUUCCACCCUACCGAGCACAGAAGACGUCAUCCGAAAAACUGAACAGAUCACCAAGAACAUCCAGGAGCUCUUGCGAGCUGCCCAGGAAAAUAAGCAUGACAGCUAUAUUCCAUGCUCGGAGAGGAUACAUGUGGCCGUGACUGAAAUGGCAGCCCUCUUCCCCAAAAAACCCAAAUCUGAUAUGGUGAGGACUUCGCUGCGCCUCCUGACGUCCAGUGCCUACAGACUCCAGUCUGAGUGCAAAAAGACCCUGCCAGGGGAGUCCAGCUGUCCUGCGGACAUCCAGCUGGUCACCCAGCAGGUCAUUCAGUGCGCGUAUGAUAUCGCCAAGGCUGCGAAGCAACUGGUGACCAUCACCACCAAAGAGAACAACCACUGAGGCUCCUCUUCUGGUUUUUAGUCUUUGUAAGAUCCAAUUUCAAAUUUAGACGUGGAACUUGACAGAUUUUUACAAAAAAAAAAAAUUUAGUGGCAGAGUAAACUUUUUAAAAUAAAACUCAGUAUUAUUUUUGCAUGUUUUCUAACAAAUUUUUCACUAUUAAUUUAACCCACUUGCCUUAUUUUGUGCCUGUUUUGCCAGUUUUGUUACUGAUCCUAGUAUGUCGUAAACAGCUCUUGGGUUGAUUUGUCCAUUACAUGCAAAAACUUGAUGUUUGUCAUCUCCAGCAACUUCCUGUCGUCUGUGGUUAAAACUAUGAAGAGAGCUUUAGGAAAAAACGUCGUCAAGACAAUUGGACUCAAACUGUACAAUCUCUGUCCCAUGUAUAAGCAUUGUGCAAUUACUAGAAUUUCAACAGGUUCCUGCAACUCCUGGGAAGUUUGGAGUGUCCGAGCCCAUGCAGGGUGAGGUGCUUUCUGAUCACCCGCCUUGUCAGGAAGCAUGGGCACCGGCGGCUCACUUCUCGACAGGCUGGUCUUUCCCUCUUAUCCCGUGCCGCCACUCUUCAACGACCCUGGAACAAGGCACUCUGGUCUUUAUUUGGGAGUUAUCCUGGGGCAGGAUCUCCAGCUGGAGGGUUUAGGUUCAGUUAAGGCUCUUUGCCUUAUGAUUAUAGUUAUCUAAACUGACUGCAUAGAGCCCAUGACUGAAGUAAGCCAUGACUGGUUCUGCAGACACUCAGAUGAGAUCAAGAGUCAAGAACAGCCAGUGUCGCCCCUGCUACAGAAUUCAGUAUUCCUUCAUCCCUCUAAGCCUCCAGGCAUUUCUUGGUCCUUCAAAUGAGUCUUCAUGCUGCCUGAGCCCCCCCAAGAAGCAGCCACCACAUGUCAUCGCUUGACGGCCAAACGUCCCAAAGCUGUGACAUCUGGUCAGAGAAAGAUGGCCCCUUCACUCCCAUCGUAAAGGGCUGUAUGUGGGUGUGGUUCAGAGAAGCAGGGCCUCUGUCCAGGGUGGCCACGGCUGUGUACCCUGCUUUGCCCCUGGAUCUUUGCUGUCUGUUAGGAGACAUUGGUUGGCUCUUUUUUUAAUUACAUCUGCAAUCACCUACUUGUCGUUUUGCAGAUGAACCCAUUGGAAUAACGAUAGUAAAAUGUGGUCUGCUACUUCAGAUUUUGUCUAAGCUUGUCUGUGUGCUAAAUGGGUUUCUCUUUUCACAAAAAUGGUUUGAUGCAAAAACAUGUUUGUAGCUUUGGCCAUACCUACCAUGGAAUCAGCUCUGUUUCUAGUGCGUUGGAUUUUGGGUUUCCCCCAGAUUUGCUCUCUUGAAGACAAAGGGGGUGCAUGGGGGUGUGAGUCUGGGUGUGGAUGUUGGGGGAAGAACUCGUUCUUGUCAUUCUCAUCACUUGUUUGCAUUGCCACCAAGUGCCAUAACCUUGUCAGAUGCUCAUGGAGCUGUCACUGUCACUGCCUUAGACAGAGGGACAGCUCUGGGGGUGGAAGGGUCACUGUAUUUUUGUUUAAAAAACAAUGCCUGGUAACUGUCUUUGUCCUUCUUAUUUGUAAAUAUUUGCUCCUCCAGUUUGGUUUAGCCAUGUCAAUCCUAUGACAAUUCUGAAUCGGUGCCAUUGACGAAUUGACCAAUAGAAGACAGAAUGUCUCAAGGGUUCAGAGAGCUAAGCUGUUUUCAGUCUAUUGAUGAGCUCACAUCGAGCGACCCCUUUGUUCCUAAAUGAUGAGAAUUGUCCCAACACAUUGUGAUGCUUCAGAAAGAUGGUGGAAGCAAAAGCGUUUGUGGGCGAGACAUUGCGGUCUUAGCGCUUCUCUGUGCUGGGCAGUGCCAAAACCCCCCAGAGAAAUCCAUAAUGAGCACAACGUGCAGGAAUGGAAGUGAUCCCCAGUGUUCCAUGUCAUGGGCCCCAUUCCGGAGGCUUUCCAUUUUGUUGUCCAAGGGCACCCUGUUUUUGGUCCCCUGUUGCACACGUCAGGUCAGAGGGCACCAAAGAGUGAGACUUGUGACUUCUGUUUUUCUGUGUAUUGCUCCCUUUCUGAGAAGCCAAGAGGUGCACUUUAUGAACACCAGCACUUUAGGAGCAGAUGUUACAAACGCCUUUCCCCUGGAGGCCCCUCAGCCGAAGAGCCCGUCCUGCCCAUCAAGUGCAAAUAGUUUAUAUUUGCCCAAAAGGGAGACACAGGGCCCUCAGAGGCACAGCUCAGGGCCUGGGACAUGAUAGCUGAUGUGACUUCAAAUGUAGGAACUCAGAGGAAACCUUCUAUUCUUUCUGCAGCUGUGUCAGUGAGCUUCCAGCAAGUUCAUCUCAUGUUUCUUUCCUCGUCCUGGGUGAAGUGAAAUCCUUUUCUUUUCAAAAAUGCUGCAUAGGAAAAACAAAAAUGCCUUUUUAUUGAAAAUGUAUUUAUCAGUGUCACUCAUCAUUCUGUACUUAUGAUUUCGCUUUUGUUGUACAUUCUAUUAUUGUAAUUAUUGUACAACCUUUUAAGUGUUGUAAAAUUGUUUUGCAUUAUGUGCCUGCUAGUUAUGCAAUAAACAGGCUUUACAAAUGUC